Messenger RNA from Oldenlandia corymbosa var. corymbosa, 2766 nucleotides. The record is from the annotation of a GenBank genome assembly. NCBI's taxonomy places the organism in Eukaryota, Viridiplantae, Streptophyta, Magnoliopsida, Gentianales, Rubiaceae.
CGAGAAUGAUUUUCCCUAUUCAUACUAGUAAAAAAAAGAAAUAAAUUACUGAAAAUUAAUAGUUAAUUACGAACCAUUCAACCAAACCUAACCGAAAAAGUUUAUGAGGGUAUCCCUGUAAUCUUAACAUAUCUGAAAGUGAUUAAGGGAUUAAGAAAGAGAUCUUCAUACGAUUUUAUCCAACUGUAAACUACUAGUCUAAUUCUAAAGCAAGAUAUUUUGCUCGACUGUGAUGAUUACUAAGCCUGCCUUUCCUACCCGUAAAUAUUCUAUCCAUCUUGAUUACUUUUUCCGCUAGGACUUAAUUAAUAACUCCCAGAAUUAGAGCUACACGUCCAAUAAUAAUAACCAUUAGGUGUUAAAAUUACAGAUCCGGGAUUCAACAUGGACUCUACUGCUGCUUCUUUUGUCCUGGUUAACCCUUUUAUAAACCCUUUUCUAUGUUCUUCCUCCACUCUCAUAACUGCUACCAAAAGUUUGGGCUGAUAUGAAUCCGGGUUGUUCUGCUUUGAGUGGAAAAUAUUUGUGGGCUUCGAUUGUUGGUGAAUUCUUUAGUUUUAUUGAUUCUGGAUUGUAGUAUAACCGAUCUACGAGUUGGGUUCUUAAUAAAUUUCUAUUUGAUCGGCAAGUACAGGUACUGGGUAGGUGGGUUGUUGUUUCGAAGAAAAAUCUUCCCUUUUUUAGAGUAGCCAGAAACUUAGAGGAGGGGCCCUAUUGAGAAUAGGGGAUUUGCUUUUCUGGGUUAGGGGGCUUAUUGAGUCUCUGAAGGAAGAGGAAUAGAUUAAGAUCAAGUGUUGUUUUUUUCUGGAAUGAUUGAUGGGAUCAAGUGGGUUUUUCAUAAUCUGUCUCCUGCAUUCUAUGGUGGCAUUGAGUUGUGGAGGGUUGAUGAUGUUCCGUUGCCAUGAGCUCCUUGUGUUUAGCCAUGGUAUGGAACGAGCCAGCAAGCUUGUGGGUUCAACACCUGAGGAUCAGCUGCUAAUCCAAACCUCUGAUUCAUUCUCAGGGCUGUUACUGUUUGCAAUUGGUUUUCUCUUGUUCAUGGUGGCUUUUGUUAAAGACAGGGAUUUUCAGAGCUUUUUCGCCAGAGGGUGUGUGCUUCUUCAUGUGGCCAUGGCCAUUUGGAGGAUAUACUUCGAAGCAAAGCUUGAAGUUCUUGGCCGUGAUUGGAUACGUCUGGUUGUUGGUGAUAUCAUACUUGGCCUGUCUUGGGUCCUCUUUCUUGUAUAUUCUUGGAGGGAGAAGUAUGAUUAAUUGGAGAUUGUGGAUGAUACUCAUCAACUCCCAGAAUCUCUGGGUGGCACAAAUUGCUCUCAAUGGGUGUUUCUUCACGAUCUUUUUUGAUAAGUCAGAGUAUAUAGAUCAAGAAGUGCUUCUCAAAUUUGCCGAAUUUUCUCAAGUACAGUUGUUUCUUUCCAGUACAGGUGGUAAAUGAGAUCUUUUUCAUCUGAGCUUAUUAUCUUUCUUUCUUAGUAUUCUGUUUUACACAAGCUUGCUCAUAGUUUCAUAUUGUGGAUAUCAGGAAUUGAAAUCAUUACAGUGGUUGUACUCUUUUUCUUUUACUAAACAAACCAAAUGGCUUUGAAUUGCCUGAGCCAAUUUUCUUUCCCAUAUUGAAAUGGAGCUUUAGCUCUGCGUCUUUUUGUUCAUCUAGAAAACCGGUUCGUCAAUGUUUUGCACUUGUGUACUUAGAUGAGAUUAUACCUGUGGGGAUGAUAGUUAAGGAAGUAGACACAAACGUAUGUAUCUGAAUGAAAACUUGGUCCAGUUGAGCCACUGAUUUUGAUUGAUUGCGUUGUUGUGUCCAUUUGGAAUCAUUCCAGACCAAAGAGGCCUGUUGGUAGAGAAUAAGACCCCUACAGGUCUUCCGAUAUUUUGUAUAGAUUCAUCCUCUCCUCAGAUUCCUUAUAUUCGUGUUAGUCUGAAUCUUUUCAUCUUGUACCAAUCAGUCUACAAGAUUGAUAUUUGCACUUGCUUCUUGUGUCCUCUUAAGACCAUUCACAUUGCGAUCCUCCUUUUCUUUUUUUGGGUAUUUUCUCCGUCUCUCCUAACACAACAAACUGCACAAAUAUUUUGGGACGGAAUGAGUAGCCAAUAAAAUGAGAAUAGUUUUGGAAGGAGCAAACACCAUUUUUUUCUUCAGACUUGUUGGUUAGAUGUGAUAUGAAGUGUCCAACUAGGUUGGUUUGCAAAUUGUGUAAUUAGUGAGAAUUGAAUUUCUAACACAGUCGAUUUAGCAUUGCUGAGUUCUUUUUCUAUCUGGAUGAUUCGAUUAAAUCUAACGUAAUGAUGGUUUUUCUGCUUUAGCAGCUCCUUUUCUUUUUUUUUUUAAUCAAAAGUGAGCUGCUCUAAACCCUUGUUUACAUUUUUCAUUGAUGUUACAGCAAAUCUGGUUACUAUCUUAUUUACACUUUUAACAGUAUUGUCGGUGGAAAAUUAACCACUGCCCACGUGUAGAUUUUUCAUCUGUCUGUCGACUUAGAGUUGGCACAAUCACAGCCUUAAUCCUACAACUCCAAACGUUUUACAUACUCUACCCGUUUCUCACAAACAACAGAAAUCAUUUUAUUGGAGGUUCACAAUAACAAAUGUCGUCAGAUCUCAAUGAAGCUGGGUAAGUUCUUUAAAUUGUAUUGGUCAGUGGCCACGGACUCUAUUAAACUCUGGUCAAAUAUUGAAUUUUUUUAUGAGGAAAAUGAUCCCCGCAGAUAUGACAGGGUUGGGGAAAAUUCAUAGCAAACGCUAUCAGAUUUAGAACCAACUCUAUCC